AGUGUGUAUCACAGCAAAUGACAAGAACUAUGUCUAUCAUGGAUGCAAGUCGUAAAAUGGCCACCAAGCAGCAGAAUUGGAGCCCUAACAAGCAGGAAAAAUUUGUCGGAUUAAAUCGGUUAAAAGCGCAGAUGUCAUCUCCAGAUAAAGAUGAUGCUGAAUUUGCCACUGAAGAAGAACUACAGACAUACCUGCUGUCAAUGUACAAUAAAGCUUUGGUGAACGACAGCGAUUGUCCACUUUCCCAACAUGCACACGCAAUUGUUGCAACUGCUGCAAACUUUAUUGAAAGGGGAAAAACAUUGGAUCAGGAGAGUUGUCUGAAGACGUUGCUCUGUGAAACCAUGUUGAAACCAAAGAGUAUAUUAGUGCAGCAGCCAGGCACUGGGUUGCUGGUGGAGUAUAGACUUCAAGCUCUGCUACGUCUUGAGCUUGCUGCUAUGAAGGUGGUGCAACCUAGCAGCAAGAGCAAUGAAGACACUGAUGGUGUGGUCAAAGAGUUUACAUCGUUCAUCAGAGCAUUGUGUUUCUGCAAUCCUGACUUCAAGCUUGCCAGUUUUCUGAAUGAUGAAGUUUUGCCGUGCUAUUUGUCAGCACUACCAGAGCUGUUGGUUGACAUUUAUGAUGACCUUGGGCAGCCACUUCCAAGUCAAUUGGCUGAGUAUGCUUCACCUAACAAGGUAGUGAAUAGUCAGAUUGAUGACGAGCCGAAGUCGAUAACAAGCAGUGUGGAUCCACUGUCAGCCAACAGCUUUCACUCUGCCUUUUCAUGGGAAAGCCAACCUAGAUCAAUGCCUACCACAAGGAGCAGAUCGUUUGUGAGAAACCCAAGUUUAAUGGAAAGCUCUCAACGGCAGAUUGCUAUUCCUCGUCGAGCUCACACCAACAAGGAGCGCAUGCGGAAAGACACAUUGAAGCAGAGGAGCAGCAGUCUAAGUGUAAUUGAGAAGAAAGGUGAUAGAAAAAACGAGAAGAAAGUACGUCGCAACCUGAUAGGUGAACUCGCAUCUGAAAUGAGAAAACCGAGUCCAAGGAAAAUGCCAAACGUAACACCUAAGAAAACACCUUGCAGAUCUUCAGGUGCGCAACACACAUUGAAGACACGAUUGGUGUCGGACACACCUCGACACAGGCAAGUUGGACGGGUCGUGUGGAACCGGCUUGAGAGGCAGCGCAAGAGAACCAACACUCUUCCAGAAGCUCUUGUUGUAGAAGAGUCUCCAGAGAAGCCAUUGCUUCAUGCGAGUCCUAAGAAAAUGGCAGUGCUAAAGUGUCACUCGUCCUUUUACUCGCAAUCAUCACGCUCUCGUAGCUGUACCAUAGCUGAACAGAGUGCAGUGGCAGAUGCAGCUAUGACAUUAUGCACAGAAGCAGGAGGCACGGGAAUACAAGAAUCGCCAAUGAAGACCAACAAGGAAUCACAAAAUGAAUCGGUAGUCGCUCAAGAUGCAAGAUGGCAACUGAGGCGCAAGUCUGCUGCUGACUUCCUGUUUACAAGUCUCAGUCCAACACGUAAGAGGAAGGCAAUAGGAGCGUCGCAUUCACGAAAGGGAAAAUCUUAUUACACGGAAGUGCUCCCAACGCGGAAUAGUUCAGUGCAACAGUCACAUCAGGAAAUUGUUCGUGUACGGGGAAAGCUGUUUGUAUCACCAGACAAAAAUAUGGGUUCUUUAGCCAGAGCAGAAUUGUUUGGUUCUUCCAAAUGUAAGCUGGAUUCCUCUAUUGUUGGCUCAUGUCCUGAUAAUGGGUUGAAGGAAAGCUCUGCUUUGGAUCCAGUAGGCCCAAUGCUGUAUCUCCUUACCCCUAGUAAAUGCACAAGGUCCAAAUCAAUUGUCAGCCCUAAAGAGAACCUGUCAUUACCACCCCGUUCUAGAAGCAUGGAAGGAUCAUCGCCAAUAUUAUCAAACAAUCGGAAUGUGUCAGUAGCAAAGUCAGAUAAAAUCAUCUCAGCAAGAGCUCGCUUAUUUUUUUCACCAUCAAAACUGCCGCACCUCGAAAAUACGCAGAUUGGUGAUAUUUCGGAUAGCACGGAUAGAGCUGUCUUCAAUGAUAUAUCAACAUUAGCUGCUGCCAGUUGGGAGCAACCGGUGCUAACAAGGCGCAGCAAAAGUCGACAGAAGGCAAUGUGUGAGAUUUCAACAAAGCAACUUCCGAGUCACAGCACAUCCCAUUCGAUUGCCAGUGAAACUGCAUUUUACACUGAUCAUGACUCUCCUCGUUCCUUUAUGAAUGCAGAAACCGAUUUCGAAGAUAUGCCUCACGUGACGCAUCGUUCUAGCAGAAUGCAUGAAAGUGUUAGUACUGACGAAGAGCAGUGCAGCACAGUGAACAGUGAAUAUCAAUCAUACUUGCUGCAGGCCAAAGUAGAUCAGACACCUGCAUGGAACAAGCAUGAAUCAAACACUGUAACACCUGAACGAAGAAAGAGUCUAUGUGGGGAAAACAAAACUCCAGAAACAUUGUCAGACCACUGGCCAAAACGCAAGCACCGCUGGACAACACCAACACCGAAGUCUCGUCCCUCUUCCGCAGAGGUUACUCCACAGAAAGUACUUUCCACAUCGUCGGGAUGCUGUGACCAGCCAUCUGACUCUUACAAAUGUCCAGUAUUGCGAGGUAGUGUCUCCAAAUCACCGAGAACACGAAAAACAACAAAAGACCAGGAAAAGGACUACAUGGGAAUAUCAUUCCCAAAAUUUGAAAACCUGGGAUAUGAUUUAAAAGAUGAAGAAUUUUCAUUGCUCCUCUGUGAUAAGAUCCUGUCACCAGGCAGAAGCAAGGCUACCUUAGCUGCAGAAAUGCAAACGGCUGUAACUAAUGCAUGUGUAGAGCAAGCUACUACUGAUAAGGAGGGCAAGGAAGACUCUAUUAUUAUGAGUAAAACUCAAAAGGCAGAAGCUCGCACAUACAGCGAUCACGUUAAACAAGGGGAUAGCAUAUUUGCAGAAAGCAAUGGAGUACAUGUCAGCAAGGUACCUACUAACACAUCACAAGUGUCAUCAAGUUCACAACGAAUUAGAAAAGUGUCUUUCAGCACAAAAUGCUCUGGGAGAAAGACAGCUGUACAGGCGCUGAUACCUAUGAGGUUCACACGCAAUCUUUCCAGGGAGACAAUGAUAACGCCAGCAGAAUACCACAUGCUCUCACUUCGCUCCCCGUGCAAAAACAGCAUGUCACAGGUGCUGUCUCCUUGCGCCAGCCUUGUUUCAACAUUAUCCCACGUGGGCUCUGGUGGAGUCAAGCGCUGCAGUGAUGACGCUGGCUUUGGAAGUCCAUGCACAAAACGCACACGAUGUCGUCGUGGCUCCGCUACCCGCCUGUCUAACAAUAGCAGCAUGCAGUCUCCACUGACUAGCAGUUCCCGUGACACUGAGGUAGAUGUGGCUGUUGAACAGGAUGACGUUUUUCUUUCGGAUUCUGUGUUAUCCUCACACUCCCCUCCAUUGCUAAGCAAAAUUGAGGCGAGGUCUUCCAUCAGUCGGCAUCAGAGCUGCAAUGAAGUGGUCAUUGAUACCCUGUCUGAAUCCCAGAUGAAGUGGCAAGCUGCAGAAACUCUUAAACCUGUAUGUGAAAUGCAGGUUUUGUCUUGUACACCACCUACUGGGUCCACAGUUACACCAAAAGCGUACUACAGUAAGUUUUCCUCGCCAUCGCAGCUAAGCGUGAGGCACCUAACUAGGUCUCCUAUGCUGUCAAACCUGAGAGGUCGAAAGCUACCGAGUGACACGUGAGAGUUGCUCCCAGAAGACCUGCAAGCUCAGUAAAGAGGAAAGCAGUUUGUGUGUGAAUUAAUGAAUUAUUUACUUUGUGGUUGCUGUGCUAUUAAUUGUUGCUAAUUAUUAUUGUAGAGCACAGCAAAUGUCAUUAUAUUUUAAGUGUGUAAGUAUUUUAUCUUAUGUGUAAAAAAUGUUCGGACCUGUUCACUCAUGAUUUGACAGAUUACAUUAUUUUAUAUUUUGCCAGAAAUAUCUAGAGUAUCACCCACGUGCCUGCAUACACACUUUUUAUCACUAAGUACUCUACAUGUAAAUAUGGUUAUACGGUCAGAGAUUAUUAAUUGAAAAUGCAAAGCAGGCUGCUCGGGUAAAAAGUUUUUCACCAAUCAUUCAAUGAGUGGGUUUUCAUCAUUAUACUUUAAAGCAUAACUAACCCCUUAAUCUUUAUAUAAUUGUUCUAGGCUACAGUAUACGAUACAACACACAGUGCUGGCGGUCUGGAAGAGCACUGGUUGUUGAUUUAGGUGGUGUGGGCUGUGCCCAUUAUUCUAUAUACGAUGCCGAUAUAAUUAGUAACCAUCUUAAAUUAGCUCAUCAAAACAAACCUCUCUGCAAGUGCGGCUAAAUGCAAUAAAUAGAUUUGCGACAUUUUCAUGCUUUUUG
Molecule: messenger RNA, 4379 nt
Organism: Priapulus caudatus
Lineage: Eukaryota; Metazoa; Priapulida; Priapulimorpha; Priapulimorphida; Priapulidae
Exons: 10
Coding region: 18-3731 (1237 amino acids)
Biological process (GO): regulation of DNA-templated DNA replication initiation; mitotic G2 DNA damage checkpoint signaling; mitotic DNA replication checkpoint signaling
Cellular component (GO): nucleus
Molecular function (GO): chromatin binding
Source: RefSeq, a predicted model, not a curated record